UCCAGCACCAGCCAGAGCCCGUUCGGGUUACCACCGUCUGUUACAACAGCCAACGCAGGACGUGACACCAGUAUGUGCCCGAGACACACACCCGUGUUGUCUCUGCGUCUCUUCCCGCCGCUGAUGCUGCUGUUCGGGCAUCAGUGUCUCGCGGCCCGCCCCUUGCUCGUGUUCCUGAUCGAUGGAUUCCGCUAUGACUACAUGGACGACCUGCAUGCCCUACCCGGAUUUCGGGAGCUAGUGGGAAAUGGGGUGAAGGUGGACUACAUGACGCCAGACUUUCCGAGUUUAUCAUACCCUAACUAUUACUCAUUAAUGACAGGCCGUCACUGUGAUGUUCAUCAGAUGACUGGAAACUACAUGUGGGAUGAAGCCUCUAAGAAGGAGUUCCUGAUUGGGACCAAUCCUGACAGCCGAUUGCCUCUUUGGUGGGAUGGAUCAGAGCCAUUAUGGGUCACCCUGCAGAAGUUGGGAAAGAAGGUUUCCAUGUACUACUGGCCAGGCUGCGAGGUGGAGAUUCUGGGUGUUCGCCCAUCGUUCUGUGAGAAGUAUGUCUACAACCCAUCUGAGAAAAACCUCACAGACUCAAUUGAGAAUGCUCUCAGCGUGCUAAGGUCAGGUCAUGCAGACAUGGCAGCAAUAUAUUUUGAGAAAAUAGAUGUGGAGGGUCAUCACUUUGGUCCAGACUCUCAUCAGGUCAGAGCAGCUGUACAACAACUUGACCUUGCCAUGCAGACACUCAACUGCAAAAUCAAAGAGAAGAACAUGGUGAAACAGCUGAACAUUUUGCUAUUUUCAGACCACGGCAUGACAAAAAUCCAGUGGAUGGAGAAGGUCAUUGAACUGGACAAGUAUAUAAAUAUGUCAGACAUUGUCAAGAUGAUGGACAGAGGACCAGUGGUCAGUCUGUGGCCCAAAGAUAAAAAGUACCAACAGGUGUAUGCUGCAUUGUCCCAGGUCCCUAAUAUGCGUGUCUAUGCCAGACAGGAGAUCCCUGAACGUCUCCAUUACAAAGGAGGACAGUUUGUUUCCCCCCUGACACUGGUGGCUGAGCCAAGCUGGUUUAUCGCAGAGAAUAAGGAUGGACUCCCAUACUGGAAAAAUGACUCCGGUGAGCCCUCAGCAUGGCAAAAUGGCUGGCAUGGUUACGACAAUGAGGUCCUUGACAUGAGGGGCAUUUUCUUGGCAACAGGACCUGACUUCAAGCAGAAUGUUCGGGCAGCUCCAAUACGAGCAGUGGACAUCUAUAAUGUGAUGUGCUGGGCAUUGGGAGUGAAACCUUUGCCCAAUAAUGGGUCCUGGUCUCGGGUAGAAAACCUCCUGAAUGGCACUGAUGGUCCAUCCCUCCCCGUAACGCUCUGGACCUGCUGCAUGGGUUUGUUAGGAAUAUUGCUUGCACUGUGGGACUAAAACAUUAAACAAUACAGUGUUUAUGAUAUCCAAUGGUAGCUAGAAUUUACCUCCUAUAAAGAGUUGGAGCAUUAAACAAUGUAGAGGUCAAUGCACCUGAAAGAAUGGGGAAAUAAAUUAAAUAGGCUGGAAAUGUCACCUUAAAGUGGUUAGAGCAAUUGAAAGGACCAAAAACUUGAAGCCUUCAGAGUUUGCCCCAAUGUCAUCUCAGCUUCCUGAAUGGACCUGGAAGAAAGCCCACAACACAGUAGAAAAGGACUUCCAUUCUGGAUCCUGAAGAGAGAGCAUGGAGACAUGGAGAGCAGGAAAAGGUCUUGGUGGAAAUCUUCUCCAGCUCUCCAUGUCUGUGUCGAUGUCUAAGCUGAUACAGACAUUAAAUGCCCAUGAGAAAUGUAACUAUAAUGUAAUUUAAAAUUCAAUUUAAUUAUUUGCCAGAGCAUUUUCAGAGUUUUGGAUUAGUCCAUGCUCUUGCAAUUUCUCUUGAUAACCAGUUAUUGUCAAUCAUAAUAAAAAAUGACAAGUGAGAGAUACUUAUUACUUACUUAGUAAUUAUAGACUUCUGGGCAGUUCUUUCCUCCUGGAAAGAGCGAUGUAAUUUUAAGUGUAAUUACAGGGAAAUAGGAAUUUCCUUGAAACAACUUCUCUGUUUAAACUUGAUAUAUUCAGUAAUAACUAAUUAAUGGAAACAUUGAUCUCCAUGUAUGUUGGACUGUAUGUUUACCUACGGCAGUGUAUGUAAUUCAAUUCUUCUCAGUAUAAUAUGUUAAAUUUGUAUGUUGUUAUAACAAGAAACUUCUACAGGUUGUUAAUACAAGAAAAAUAUCCACUCAGUGCCUAAAGAGACAAUGUUGUAGCCUAUGUUGGCUUAGAAGAAGUGAAAAUUACUGGUUUACAUGAAUUUUACAUGAAAUACAUAUAAACUAGUAAUUUUCACAGAGAUGUUUUGAAAUACUAUUGUCUCCAAACACUUAGUAGUGUCAGAAGCUGUACCGAAUCCUAUCUAAAUGAGUUGGUUGCCUUGUUACCUUAUCUAUUCAGGCAAUUUUAUUCCCUUUCCAUGCUUGAGCUCGUUUAAAAUCUUGAGAGUAUGUAUGGUGGACGAUGACAAUUGAGAUUCUAGCUUUGAUCUGUUUUUUAAUUCAGCUAGUCAUGUCUAUUUGUUGGAUCUCUAGGACACUGUGUGACACACAUGUUCUGUGAAAAGUGUUCUAUAAAUAAAUGUUCUCUGAUCUGGAAA
This is a messenger RNA of Thunnus maccoyii (southern bluefin tuna), 2647 nucleotides long. RefSeq names its product ectonucleotide pyrophosphatase/phosphodiesterase 6 (gene enpp6). Bases 73 to 1410 code for a protein of 445 amino acids. The record is from RefSeq and is a predicted model, not a curated record. The transcript is spliced from 8 exons. Lineage: Eukaryota; Metazoa; Chordata; Actinopteri; Scombriformes; Scombridae.